This is a messenger RNA of Hirsutella rhossiliensis, 630 nucleotides long. RefSeq lists its product as uncharacterized. Lineage: Eukaryota; Fungi; Ascomycota; Sordariomycetes; Hypocreales; Ophiocordycipitaceae. Bases 1 to 630 code for a protein of 209 amino acids. The record is from RefSeq and is a predicted model, not a curated record. The transcript has 3 exons.
AUGAGCGACAGUAUGAGCGACUCUACCACCGGUGGCGGCAUCUUGUGCUCGAUGCCGGACCACAAGGAGAUAAUAAUGAUCGGUCAAGAUGUCGGUGGCGAUACCGUUGUGGAGAUCUCAUUAUCAGACCGCAACUACCGGAGCUUCAAGGUCAUGCGUCAUUUCACUGGGUCUAAUCAGACAGAGAAGCUGUCUUUUCUCCGACGCAUUCGGCACCAGAGCUUCGUUAAUGUAUACGCCAUCAUCCCUGUCGGAGACAUAGGCGAGGCUGUCGUCUAUUUUGACAUUAUGCCCAUAAAGGUAAUUGACGUGUGUGAGCAAGCGUACGCCGAACUUAGCGAGCUAAGCAUCGCAGCAAUUCUGGGCCAGGUGUUGCAAGGCGCAGAAUUUCGCGAAGAUAAUGAUCUUCAGCUUGCGAGGUUCGACAAGUUCCAAGUGCUAGCCGAUCUGGCCGGGAAUAUCAAGAUUCGUGGCCAAGAAUGGUGCAACGUCGGUACCAUCUAUCCCGUCCUGAACGGCCUUAUGUCUUUCACCUGCCACGUAAUGUUUCUUGGGUUUUCAAUGGUCGACUGUACUGCACCAGAAAAUGGCCGAAGCAGUCGCAGGUUAUACAUUUCUGGAGUGAGCUGA